Molecule: messenger RNA, 1641 nt
Organism: Mollisia scopiformis
Lineage: Eukaryota; Fungi; Ascomycota; Leotiomycetes; Helotiales; Mollisiaceae
Exons: 2
Coding region: 359-1423 (354 amino acids)
Source: RefSeq, a predicted model, not a curated record
UCUCAUUUGAUCGUUACAGAUCGCGGGGUAUGUUGUUGAUUGGAAGAUAUAAUCUUCUUCGUAUUGCAGUCUGGUCUGCUAUUGAUCGCGAUGCAGCCUCAUUCACGUCUUCAGCCAAUGAAGGAUGCAGCGUCACUCUGAGGCUGUAAGCGGUUGGAUACGAGGGCGAGGUCUUAGUACUUUUCGAUAUCAGGUGUCCAUGCACAUGAUGUAUCGUUCAGCCUCAACUUGCUUUCGUUUCUACUUGUGAACAAGAUUCCAUUUCCAUUUCUCUGGUACUUCUCUUCUGCUCUUGUUUUUGUUUAGCUCUCACUAUCUUCAGUCCUUCAUAUUUGCACAUUCAUUUUGAGUUCUUCUUAUGACUACGCAGGAGCACGACCCAAAUGGAAUCGUCCAGUAUAUGUCAUAUUCUCUCCGUUACAGUUCGGUGCGAGCUCGUGUGACAUGGACAUGCCCAUCCAGACCGGAGGAACCCCAAAAGAGAGAGGUCCUGAUCCAGUACCAUACUACCUUUCAUCCCUUCUCUAAAUUACCUCUCGAACUCCGCCUCAAAGUCUGGAACUAUGCCUCCCCUCCUCGAGUCAUCGAAAUACGUUCCUGGGGAGAUACAUCAAGAAAUCCCCUCACGCCAAUCAAAUUCAGCACCCCGCCCCAAAAGCCUCCCGUCAUAUUCCGUGUCAACCGCGAGUCCAGAGAAGAAGCUCUUCGACUCUACACAGUAGUUGAGAUUGGUUCCUCUACAUCUGCUCUUGAACCGAAUCAAGAGUAUUUAGACUGGAAACAUCAUCCUUCGAACCCUCAUCGCCAAUUCCGCGCUUUCAUGUACGAAGCAAUCCCGUAUCGUCAACCUCUCGUAAAACCAUAUCCUGCGCAGAAAACCUAUGUCGAUUUCUCUCGCGACACGAUCUAUCUGGGACCAGAGUUCCAGUCUCGGCAUCUUGAGGGGUUCUUUACUGCUACAGGCCCGCGGAUGGAGCUAGCUGGUCUGCAGUAUUUGGCGAUCGACAGGAAGUUAUGGAUGAGCAAGCUAGACAGCAGAGCAGAUGCUUUUCGCUCUGCACUUUACUCCCUCAAGUCUCGUCCCAUCAAAGAAGUCUACAUCGUCCCCGACGACGUGAAAGGGUGUCUAGAAGACAACUUCUACUAUUACGAGCACGAUAUCACGUUCCAAGAACCCCCAUACAAAUAUACGUUCCGUCUCGCCGGCUCGGAAGAGCAGUCACAGACCGUGACGGAUAAUCUUCGAGUUUGGUUUGAGCGGCUGUGGAAAGAUGGAGAGCAGAAGCCUCCCAAAGUUGAGAUCAGGAGUGUGAGGAGGAAUGGAAGGUGUUUGGCGAGUUUUAAGGAUGGCGUUUGGGAGGUGCAGAAGGUGAUGGGAGAUAUGCAGGAUUGGAAAGAGUGGAAUCCUCCUACUACGUUGUGAUCUGGGCGAUGACUCUUCUAGUUGAAGAGUCGGCAACUUGGACAUUUUAUACGUUAUUCUUUCUAUUUCGUUUGUCUUCAAGUCUUCCUAUGUUCAUUUGUUUCAUGAUUGUUUUCUUUCUUGUCUUCAUGUAGCACAGCAUUCACUGUAUUGUUGCAUCGUUUCCAUACAAAAUCUCAUGAUAGUCUUCUAAAAAUACGAAACAAUUAUUGCUAUCG